AUGCCGCCCUCAAAGCAAAGGCACAAGAGAAAGGAAAAGGUACAGAGCCAGAACGUUGCAAUUGGAAAGACUGGAAAGUCGGGUAUUUCAAAAAGCAUAGCGUCCAGCGAUGCCUCAAGCAUAAUUUCACUCCCCAUUCCUCUUCAGCAGCUCGUCUUAAACAUCUCCAAAGCGUCUCUGCUUUUCCCGGUGCAAGCCGCGGACCAAGGAUCACAGACUUCGCUAACAGAGAAAGUCCAAACCAUCAAAGCCCAUCUUUAUCGGAGGGAUUUUGCCAAAGCUUUCAGUGAAGCAGAUGAAGAUGCAUUGAGAGCGUAUGCGCUUCGCUGGAGUGCCGGGAGGGCUCUCGCGUAUGCGACUAUCUUUUGGGGAAUGAAGGAUGUGCUUUUUGGGAAAACGCGGACGGACGUUCUGUGUAUUGGCGGUGGUGCAGGUGCAGAGAUUUUGGCGCUGGGGGCGGUAUGGAGGGAACUGUGCGCGGAGAAGGGGCUGUUGGAUCGAUUUUCCGAGUUAUCUGUGCACUCAGGGGGAGCUGAGGAAAAAAGGGGUGAUGGAACUACCCCACAGGAUACCCCUGAGCUUUGCGUGACUGCAGUUGAUAUCGCGGAUUGGUCGUCGGUUGUUGAUCGUUUAGUGGCUGGUAUGACUUCUUUGUCUGUGCCUUCUAAGAAUACGUGCCAGCCUCCUCUUCUGCCGGUUGUAAAUGGCAAUCAUCCGAAAAAACACUUUACGGUCCAGUUCCACAAACGAGACGUACUGGAACUCUCUGACAGUCAUAUCAGGACCCUGGCCUAUCCUGCUUCUAGCUGCGACGAAAUGAGCGAUCGCACUGCUUUGGUGACUCUCAUGUUCACUCUCAAUGAACUGUUUUCGACUUCAAUGUCUAAAACAGUUUCUUUCCUCCUCCGUCUAACUGAUAUCCUGGAACCGGGGGCUACAUUGCUUAUAGUUGACAGUCCAGGAAGCUAUUCUACUUUAUCUAUAGGAUCGACUUCGAAAGCCUCUCAGGCAGCACCGCAUACCAGUAAAAUGGAGGGAAAGCCUCAAAGGGAAUACCCUAUGCGUUUCCUUCUAGAACACACUCUGCUUUCUGUUGCGGCUGAGAAAUGGACAUGCGUUCUAUCAGACGACUCAAGGUGGUUUCGGAGAGAGAAGGACGCUUUAACGUAUAACGUUGGCGACGGUAUAGGGCUGGAAGAUAUGAGGUACCAAAUUCACAUUUAUCGGAGGCUCUGA
Messenger RNA from Ophidiomyces ophidiicola, 1236 nucleotides. RefSeq lists its product as uncharacterized. The transcript has a single exon. Lineage: Eukaryota; Fungi; Ascomycota; Eurotiomycetes; Onygenales; Onygenaceae. The record is from RefSeq and is a predicted model, not a curated record. The coding region runs from base 1 to 1236 and encodes 411 amino acids.